Molecule: messenger RNA, 1312 nt
Organism: Cotesia congregata
Lineage: Eukaryota; Metazoa; Arthropoda; Insecta; Hymenoptera; Braconidae
Source: the annotation of a GenBank genome assembly
AGAUUAAUGAGUGAGUUUAGUGCUAUGGAUUAUGGCGAAAUUAAAAUUGAAAGAAAAUCAAUUGAAUUUGAAGAUUUUAAAAAAUUUAUUAUUGGAGAUAAAAAAUUUGACAAGCAGUACUCCAAUAUUUAUAUCGCUCGGUUAAGAGCUUUGAAAAAUAUUUUAGAAAAUAAAUCCAAAGAAAAAUGGGGGCAAUAUCAAGUAAAAACAAUAUCUCAACUUGGUGAUGAUAACGACGAUGAAAGUGAAGCAGAGAAACUAGUCAUACUUAUAGGAAUUAUUUAUAAGCAUCAAGAAUUGAAGCCUUCUAUUUUAAAAGAGCUUAGUGAUGAACUUCAAUUAAUACCACAGUCAUCAAGGUCUAACUAUUCAUCUGAAAAAGACCAAUUAUUCCUCGAAGAUGAAAUGCUGAGGAUUAAAUUAAUAGGCAGUGAUUUAAAUCAUAAAGAAAUGGUAACAGGAUUAAUUUGUGGUGUGUUAGGUUACCAGUCCAGUGGUGGAACAUUUAACGUCAAGGAUUAUUGUGUACCAGGAAUUUGUCCUCAAGCUUCGGAAUGUUCUCCUCUAAUGUUUCCAUCAGAAGAUAAAAUUUUAGUAUUAUUACUAUCGGGGCUAGACUUAUCUGGAAAUCCGGACUCGUUGCACUAUCAACUUUUGAGUGAAUGGAUCACUGCUACAAUGGAAACAAUACUAGCAACACGUAGAUUUGAUACUUUGCUAAGUGAAAUUGUCUCGACAUCAAAUGUCAUUCUAAUGCCUGGGCAAUUUGAUCCGUCAAAUCAUUCGAUACCGCAACAACCUUUUCAUCCCUCUAUUUUACCGCUUUCUUUCAGGUAUAAAAGCUUGUAUGUCGCCACAAAUCCUUGGAUUGGAAAAAUCGGAAGUAGAAUUUUAGCAGGCUCGAGUGGUCAACCAAUAGAAGAUAUUAUGAAAGUAGCGAAUUUAAAUGAGUAUUCACCAAUUGAUUGGUUAGAAAAAACAUUAUAUUGGAGGCACUUUGCGCCAACAGCACCCGAUACACUUGCUGCCUACCCUUACGUUGAAACUGAUCCAUUUAUUAUGGACGAAUGUCCUGAUAUUUAUUUUGUUGGGAAUACUAAUGAAUAUGCAACAAAGUGUGUAAUUGGUGAUCAAGGACAAACAAUUAGACUUAUUUGUAUUCCCAAAUUUUCAAAAACACACACAGCUGUUGUUGUAGAUUUAUUGUCUUUAGAGACUUGGCCGAUAACUUUUCAGAAUUAGUAAUAUUAUUAAUGAAUUUUUUUUAAAUUAUUUAUUAUUUAAUGUUCGUAGAAAAUUGUUGGGUAAUUAA